AUGCCGGUUCACCGUAUUUCGGAUUUCACCGCCAUGGAGACCUAUUUCUCCCAAGUCACCAGCAGCUUGCUGAGUUUCCCAGAAGUGACGAUAGAUGCUCUGGGAGAGGAUGAAGUUACGCUUGACUCCGUACUGCAUGGAAGAUUUACUGUUGGAAAGAGUGGACUGGCCUGGCUUGCUUGCGGGCCCCAGUUGGAGGUGGUCCAUGCAGUUACUGGCGAGCGUGUCUCCGCUUACCGCUUCAGCGGGGUGUCCGAGCAUCCGCCCAGGGUGUUGGCCGUGCGGGAUUUCUGUUGGCUAAAGCGAACAGGGCUUCUCGUGGGUCUUGAGGAAGGUGAAGGCAGUAUGUUGUGCCUUUAUGAUCUUGCCAUCUCCCGUGUUGUCAAGGCUGUGGUCAUACCUGGCAAGAUAACAGCCAUUGAGCCCUUGGUUAGCUAUGGAGGGGCCAGUGCCAGCACACAGCAUCUGCAUCAGAGUCUACGUUGGUUCUUUGGAGUUGCUGCUGUGGUAACAGACGUCGGUCACGUUUUGCUGGUUGACCUCUGUCUGGAUGACCUGUCUCGCAGGCAGAGUGAACUGGAAGCCUCAGAUUUGGAAGUGGUCUCUCCCUCUGAGAUCCCACGCUUUAGAGAGGGUGCGAUUCAGCAGGGCAGACACCUGUGCCUGCAGCUCAGCAGCCCCACAGAUACAGGGGUAACAGCGCUGCAGUAUAUACAGCGGACCAACCAGCUUGCUGUAGGCUUUGCUGAUGGCUACCUGCAGCUCUGGAACAUGAAGACCCUCAAAAAAGAAUAUCACUCACGACUAGAGGGUGGCAGAGUGCCCGUCUACGCGUUCACGUUCCAGGAACCAGAGAAUGAUCCCCGAAACUGCUGCUAUUUGUGGGCCGUGCAGUCAGCACAGGAUCAUGAGGGGGAUGUGGUUAGCCUUCAUUUAUUACAGCUGGCCUUUGGAGAGAGGAAGUGUUUGGCUUCAGGGAAAAUUAUCUAUGAGGGUCUAGAGUAUUGUGAUGAGCGAUAUAGUCAGGACCUGAAUGGCACAGCGUUCCCACUCAGGGCUCAAGCUACUAAUACUCGUUUGAUCGGCUGCCAGACUAUAGAGAAGUUUCGUCACCAUCCUGAUCGCGAUGACAGCAUGAAUGAAGUGGCAUCUCCGGAUACAAGCGUAUCAAUUUUUAGCUGGCAAGUCAAGUCUUACGGACAAGGCCAGCCAUCUACCUUCAUUGGUGUUUUUGAUAUUAACAGAUGGUACCAUGCUCAGAUGCCAGACUCACUAAGGACGGGUGAAUCUUUGAGAAAUUGUCCUUAUCUGGCAGUGUGGUCUCUUGACUCUGUGGUAGAGAUGACUGCUUCCUGUCCUCUGAUGGACCUUAUUGUUCAUGAACGCAGUCUAAGUAGGGGCCUGCCUUACACCUGCCCCCCACCAGAGCAGUUCUUUAAUCCCACAUCCUACAACUUCGAUGGAAGUUGUUUGCUUAAUACUGGAAUUGUGCACUUUACUUGCUCUGGUCAUCAAAAAGAGACCCUGAGCUACUUGAAGAACCUGGCUCCAAGUUUGGGCGACAGCAUUACUAAUGGAUACUCGCGCUGCCUUAUGUCUGGUCUCCUGUCGUCUCGUCUUGCUGAUGUCCAGCCCUCUAGCCUCUCACAGGAAGAGCAACCUGAUGCCAUCUUAUGCACCGAUUCUAUUAUAAAGAACUACUACGUUAGCCAAAGGGAAGAGCUGCAGAGACUGGCCAAGGAUAAGUGGUGUGCGGACUGCCUAAUGAUUGACGGUCUGGUAACGCAGUGUGGGGAGCGUCUUGUUGAACUCUGGAGAAGGGAUGAGGGUGGAACUGGACAGUAUCCUCCCCCGACACUUCAGGCCUUGCUUGAUAUAUAUCAGCUGGAAACCAUUGAGGAAUCUGCCAAACAUGCUAUUGUUAUUUAUUUCCUACUGGAUUUUGACCACUUUUUAUUGGGAAGUAGUGAGUCUUUUCCCACAGCAUUUGGUAUUCCCAUUGGAAUAGUCAAACUGGUACAAGGCCUGUGGUUGCUGGAUCAUCAUGAUCAUGAGAGCUCUCUGGAGCUGCUCUUGCAUCCAGCCACCAGUCACUCACUUUGGAGCUGGCAACAUGAGCGUGUCCUGCAAGCUUUGAUGUGUAAGCAGAAGCACACCCUUGCUCUACGCUACUUACAUGUAAUGAAGCCUCCACUGUGCACUACCAGCCAAGCCAAGCUUUCACUUUCAGUCCUGCUCCAUAACAGGUGUAUUGUGGAGGCAUGGGCGUUGUUAAGGCAGCACUGUAAUAAGUUAAACAUGGAAGAGCUGAUGAAGUUUCUCUUCGAUACGUGCCAGGAGCUAGGUCUGAUGAAAGAGCUACUGAAUCUGCCACUUGGCAUGGAAGAACAGGAGUGUUUGGAACGAUUCCUUCUAAACUCAGGAGGUUUCCAGAAUCGAGAGCUGCUAAUGGUCCACUAUCUCCAGCAGGCCAAUUAUGUUUCUGCCCUUCAACUCAACCAGACCCUCAAAAUGAACCUUGUAGCCGAUCGGGAUCCUAAGAUGAAGGAAAGGUCAAACACUAGGAACUCUAUUUUAAACCAGUAUUGGAAAGUUCUUCCACGAGUUCAAAGGAAACUAAUCAUUGAGCGAGCAAAAAUCAUUGAGCGAGCAAAAAUCAUUGAGCGAGCAAAACCAUACCAACACCCUGCUACGAUCCACAGAGAAGUUAAAAGACCUCCACCUCUGUCAAUUGUAGCUAAACGUUCAGCUUCUGAAAAUGUCAUGACCCGAGCAGCUUUUAUCAAUAAUGUUCUUUCAAAAAUUGAAGAAGUUUGGGUUGGCAAGAACCCUACUCCAGAGUCAUCACCAUCCAAAAGCCCCAGAGAGGCAGAGAUGCAAGUGCCAAGCCUGUAUCUUCCCUCGCCAAAUCUACCAGAGCCCUUUGUGGAACCAGUGGAACAAGAACCAUAUAUUGAGCCAUCUGUUGAAUCGGAACUGCCGGUGAAAGAGUUGGUGGGCCAUGAACCUGUUGCUGAUGCCGCUGUUUAUACACACAUUAUUGAUUUACCUAAGAACAGUGAGGAGGAAUCUAUGGAAACAUCAGAGGCACAAAAGACCCCACAGAAAGCCACGCGUAGAAAAAAAUCCAGAAGACUUAGAGACAAAGUUUAUAAAGAAGACCCACAACCACAGACUGGACAGAGUCCCAUAAAAGCAGUAAAUGAAGAUGCAGUAAAUUCCCAUCCUAAAGAGGACAAUGGCCCGGUAGAUGAUGCAGUGGAAACUGAAGCUGUCAAACCCAAAAAGAAGAGAAAAUCUAGGAAAAAGGCGGCCCUAGAACCUCCACCGCCUGUUGAGAUCAAUUUCCUCUCUCCUUUGGCUAGUCCAGCCGAACCAAAUGCAAGAACCGAAAAGAGUACGGACGUGAAGGAUACUCCCUUGCUGAAGACGAAUCUACGACGUAAACGCAUGAAAUUCAAAUGGAUGCCAUUUCCCCUAAACCAGUGACACGGAGAAAGAAACUUUGAUUGUGAUUCAUCCCCAAAAAUGCAUGGGAUCUGCUCUUCCCUUUCCUAAGAACUCUGCAGCCUGCUAUUUUCUAAUUAAGAUAAUGUUUGGAAUAACUAAACAUCUAAUUUGAGAAAUUAUUUUAUUAUAAAUUAUGCUGUUUACUGAGGGACUUGAGCACCAAAAAAGAUGGCUUAGUUUUUAAAUGUUUCUACUAAUGCAAAUGUAAAUAGUCUUUUAGCAAUGCUAUAAAUAAAAUUUGAUACUUGUGAAUUAUUUUGUUACUUGGUUUGUUUAUAGAACGGAUUGUGUAGGAACUGUUAAGCCGGAUCAAACAAUUACAAGGUUUAUGGGUUGCACCACUUGGAUGAUGUGGUUCACCUUGCAUUGGUUAAGUGUAACAAGAUGGUCUAUUUUAAACGGAUAAACAUUUUGCUGUACUUGGCACUUAGUCUCCUCUAUCAUGAGGUCUUAAAGGUGCAGUGUGUAAAUUUUAGUGGCAUCUAGUGGUAAGGUUGCGAAUUGCAACCAAUGCUCACCUCUUGCUUUUGAAACACAUAGAGAAGCUACGGUAGCCACCAUCGGACAAACAUGUCAUCGAUGGAGACAACUUAGUAAAAAAGUUUGUCUGUUGAGGGCUCCUGUAUGCAUGGCUGCACAAAAUGGCGGCUUCCAUGUAAGGGGACCCUCUGUGUAUGUAGAUAAAACGUCUCAUACUAAGGCAAUAAACACAUAACGGUUCAUUAUGAAAGGUCUUUA
Messenger RNA from Paramisgurnus dabryanus, 4248 nucleotides. Its product is annotated as protein ELYS-like. The record is from RefSeq and is a predicted model, not a curated record. Lineage: Eukaryota; Metazoa; Chordata; Actinopteri; Cypriniformes; Cobitidae.